This is a messenger RNA of Orycteropus afer afer, 795 nucleotides long. NCBI's taxonomy places the organism in Eukaryota, Metazoa, Chordata, Mammalia, Tubulidentata, Orycteropodidae. The record is from RefSeq and is a predicted model, not a curated record.
AUGGCCUGGUCCCUUCUUCUCCUCUUCCUUCUCACUAGCUUCAUAGGAUCCUGGGCUCAGGGUGUGUUGACUCAGCCGUCUGCAAAAUCUGAGUCUGUGGGCAAGAUGGUCACCAUCUCCUGCACUGGAGGCAGCAGUAAUGUUGGACGUGGCUAUCCAUAUUGGUUCCAGCAGCUCCCUGGUAGUCCCCCCAAACUCCUCAUCUAUAAUGGCAGCAGGCCCUCAGGAGUCCCUGCCCGAUUCGCAGGCUCCAGGUCAGGGAACACGGCCACCCUGAGCAUCUCGGGGCUCCAGCCUGAGGACGAGGCUGACUAUUACUGUGCAACCUGGGACAGCAGCCUCAGAGCUCACACAGUGCUCCAGGCCAGAUCCUGGGCCCAGUCUGUGCUGAGUCAGCCGCCUUCAGUGUCUGGGAACCGAGGCCAGCAGGUCACCGUCUCCUGCUCUGGAGGCAGCAGUAACGUUGGGCGUGGAUAUCCAGACUGGUUUCAGCAGUUUCCUGGCAAUGCCCCCAAACUCCUCAUCUAUAGUGGUAGUAGCAGGCCCUCAGGGGUCCCCACCCAAUUCUCAGGCUCCAGCUCAGAGAACACGGCCACCCUGAGCAUCUCUGGGCUCCAGCCUGAGGACGAGGCUGAUUAUUACUGUGCAGCCUGGGACAGCAGCAUCAGAGCUCACACAGUGCUCCAGGCCAGUGGGGAAGUGAGACACAAACAUGCUGCACCCAAUGGUGGGACUCCCCGUGCAGCACCCUCCUCGGCCCAGACACCUGCUCUCUCUAAUUUGCCUGAAAGCUAG